AUGGCUGUUGAUAAAUCCAGGGAAAAGGGUGAUACAAUGCAAGCCAGCUCUGAUCAUAUCGACGAUUUACAAGCCUUUCAAGAGCAAGAUAUUUCCCUUGAUAAAGAUGUCACUGAUGUCAACUUCAGCAUGGCCGAAGAGGAAUUCAUUGCUCACGAGAAAAGUUUGGUGAGGAAACUCGACUACACACUCGUCCCUAUGGUUUGGCUCUUGUAUCUUUUCAACUAUCUUGAUCGAAACAACAUUGCUCAAGCCCGAUUGAGCUCAUUUGAGAAGGAUCUCAAUCUGACUGGAAAUCAAUUCAACGUUGCUGUUUCCAUCCUGAACAUAGGCUAUAUGUUGAUGCAGCUUCCCAGUAACAUGCUCAUAACUCGAACACGACCCGGCAUAUACAUCCCUGCUUGUACAUCAUUGUGGUCUAUCGUCUCAGCUGCCACGGCUGGAGCUGGCAAUUACACCCACCUUCUUGUUAUACGAUUCUUUCUUGGCAUCGCGGAAGCCCCGUUCUUCCCCGGAGCCAUGUAUCUUCUAUCAUGCUGGUAUCCACGCAAAGAGCUAGCAUUGCGCACUGCCGUCUUAUACUCUGGCGUCCUCCUUGCCACGGCAUUCUCUGGACUUAUUGCUGCUGGCGUGCUCUCGAGCCUCGAGGGCGCAAGGGGCAUCGCUGGUUGGCAGUGGCUGUUCAUCAUCGAAGGAGCUGGAAGUUUCACCGCAGCGCUUCUAGGUUUCGCGCUGCUUCCUGACUUCCCCGGACAGAGGUCGGGUGUUGCCAAGUGGUUGCUCACAGAUGCUGAGCAAAGAGUCGCGGUUGAGCGUAUUCGAAGAGAUCGGGUUUCUUUGCCAGAGGCAGACUCGAGUGUCUGGAACGGGCUGAAACUUGCCAUCAAAGACCCCCGUACUUGGGUAUUCGUGGUAAUGCUGACCGCGAAUCAUUCAGCCUAUGCCUUCAACAAUUUCUUUCCCACGAUCGUCAAGGGCUUUAAGCUUGGUAGCAACACCUUGACCCUCAUUCUGACGGCGCCGCCGUACCUUCUUGCCACUGUCGUCGCAUUCACGACUGCCUGGUCUUCCGAUCGACGUAAAGAGCGCGGCUUCCACAUCUCCGUGCCACAGGGCGUUGCAUGCGUUGGGUUCAUCAUUUCGGUCUCCACGGUCAACAUAGCCGCUCGUUAUUUUUCUGCAUUCCUUUACAUCUGCGGAUGCUUUUCUUCCAAUGCCAUGGUCUUCUCGUGGGCUAGCUCCACGCUGAACCAAACUCCAGAGAAGAGGGCGUGUGCAACAGCCAUCAUCAACCUGCUCAGCCAAUUAGGCAAUAUCUGGAGCCCCUACUUCUUUCCAUCGAAUGAUGGGCCUCGAUAUGUUAUGGCCAACUUGCUCAUGAUGGCAUCGUCGGCCUUGAGUAUUGUCACAUGCGUGAUCAUGAAAAUUAUGCUUACCAGGGCCAACAAAAGCCUCAAGAGAGAAGGUAGAGACACAACACUGUACACAUUGUAA
Colletotrichum tamarilloi is the source of this 1494-nucleotide messenger RNA. RefSeq lists its product as uncharacterized. NCBI's taxonomy places the organism in Eukaryota, Fungi, Ascomycota, Sordariomycetes, Glomerellales, Glomerellaceae. Gene Ontology annotation, biological process: transmembrane transport. The record is from RefSeq and is a predicted model, not a curated record. Gene Ontology annotation, cellular component: membrane. Gene Ontology annotation, molecular function: transmembrane transporter activity. The coding region runs from base 1 to 1494 and encodes 497 amino acids. The transcript has 6 exons.